Molecule: messenger RNA, 660 nt
Organism: Capronia epimyces CBS 606.96
Lineage: Eukaryota; Fungi; Ascomycota; Eurotiomycetes; Chaetothyriales; Herpotrichiellaceae
Product: C-8 sterol isomerase
Exons: 3
Coding region: 1-660 (219 amino acids)
Biological process (GO): ergosterol biosynthetic process
Cellular component (GO): endoplasmic reticulum
Source: RefSeq, a predicted model, not a curated record
AUGGCAAGCUCUCGCACUUUAUCUCUGAUCUUUCUCCUACUUUCUCUCCCGACCUAUCUCUACUUCUAUCUAGACUCCAAGCUCGAAAAUUUUUAUAUUUUCCAGCCUGAUCAAUUGCACAGCCUUUCGCGCAGUGCUAUUGACAUAUACGGCAAUGACACGCGUGCAAUUGUCAAUCACAUUGUUGCGGAGCUGAACGGGGACGAGAUAAAUGGAAAGCACCUGAAUUUGGACGAAGAAUGGAUUUUCAACAAUGCGGGUGGUGCGAUGGGAGCUAUGUACAUCAUUCAUGCCAGCGUCACAGAGUACUUGAUCAUCUUUGGAACCACAAUCGGCACAGAAGGACACACUGGUCGCCAUACAGCGGACGACUACUUCAACAUUCUCACAGGCACCCAGUUGGCGUUUACACCCGGUACCUUUGAACCGGAAGUCUACCCCCCUGGCAGCGUGCAUCAUCUUCAUCGCGGGUCUGUCAAGCAGUACAAGAUGCCCGAGGCCUGCUUUGCUCUCGAGUACGCGCGUGGAUGGAUCCCCCCGAUGCUAUUCUUCGGUUAUGCGGACACAUUCACCAGCACCCUGGACUUUCCAACGUUGUGGCGGACGACCUGGGUUACGGGAAGAGAGAUCGUCUUGAACUUGGCACGCGGGAAACUCUAG